GUAGGGGUCGCGGCACGACUGAUGAUAACCAUUGGUGCUGCUGAUAUUGUUGUGGGGGGAUAGAGGAAUUGGUUGCUGUUGUCAAAAAAGGAGUGGAGUCGAAAGGUUGGCGAGGAUGAUGAUAAGCUACCUGAAGAUACUAUCAUUGGUAUUGAUGGUACCAGAGGUGUUAGACUUUGACUUGCAGUGUCCUGGAUCUGGGCAUUGGAAAUAUCGUUCUGAAGCAAUAGGUUGCUCCAAUUCAAUUACAUAUUAUUGUUUGUUUUACAUUUUGAAUGAAGAAUAUACUGAAAAUUGCACAGGUCCAGACUUUGACCAAGAAGGAUUAAGACGUGUACUUAGACCUGGAUUCGAUUCGGAACCUUGUUCAUCAAAUCGAUACCAGCCCUUUCCAUUCAACACAACUGGACACAGUGUUUGUGUAUAUGAUAAGUCAGUCUGUUCAGAGGAGGGGCAGAUAGCAUACGACACAGAGACGACAACCAAUGAUCGAACCUGUCGUUGUGACUACACAAAAGGUUAUGCCUUUGUUACCAGACCAAGAUGUUCUUGUAAGCCUUCAGAGGAAGAUUGUUCUUGCUAUCUUGUCCAUUGUGACAAUGAUUCUUUUUUAUCAGCAGAUUAUCAGUGUAUUACAAAAGAGAAGGAUACAAGAGACACUGUUUGUCCUAAAAUAAAGUUGAAAAAGGUAAAUAAUACGAAUAAUAAGCGGUCUGGUUUACAUGUACAGUUAAAAGGUUAUUUCAAACGAGAUACACCGAAAAUCCCAGUUAUGGUAUUCUGGAUAUUAAUUCUAGCAUUACCAUUUAUGAUAUUGGGAAUGGAGAGAAUAAAAGGAUGUUUGAUGGAAGAUAUGAUAGUAAAUAAACUGGAAGACGUACACUGCAUAGAGGGCCAGACUUGUGUAUUUACUUGCGAGAUAAGAAGAUCAAAAAUAAAAGUCCUAUGGUUCAAAGAUGGCUGUCCUCUUCAAGAUAUUCCCAAAUGCGUUAUUAUUGAGUCUAAGGAAAAAGGACAUUCCCUUACAAUAAUGAAUACUACACAGGAUAACAACGGAUUGUAUUCCAUUGCAGUAAAAAACAAAAAAUCUGAAGCUCGUCUCAUUGUUCGUGGAGUUGAAGCAACUUCUGAAGAGGUAAACUAUCUACGAUUGGUUCAUCUAAUGCUUAGAAUAGCGACUCCUGCAGUAAGAGAAGUUUUCAACAGUGAAUUUGAUCCUGAAUUUUUGAAACGCGGCAAAAUCUUUAAAAGAAACCAAUUUAAACAUUUUAUUGAACAAAACAACAUUAGUGAAAAGGAAGUCGAUCUCAUUCUACCUUUUAAACGAAAUCCUUACCCAUCAUCAGAAAAAUUUGGCCUCAGACUUAUGAUAUUUCUUAUCAGAAAUUUUACCCAGAUUGACAUAGUAGAUAUUCUUCCAAAAGAAAGGAAUGAGAGUAUAGGUGCUGACUUAUCCAGACUGAAGUAUUAUCGGAAUAAAGUUAUACAUAACCAUGGGAGUUUCUCUGAAAAUGAAUUUACUAGUUACUGGAAUGAUAUCUGCCAGGUUGUCGUAAGGCUACGUAAAAUUACAGAAGAGAACUCCCAAGAUGCAAUAGAUGAAAACGAUCCCUUGGCGAAGAAAAUACUUGCAUCAAUAGUCAAAGAUUCUGAAGUAGGAAGAAACAGCGUUCCACAAACUAUCACAACAGACGAGUCUAUGUAUCUGCGUAUUGUCCACUUGCUGCACAGAGAGGCUUGUCCGGUUGUUAGGGUAAAAUUUGAUGUUGUAUUUCCACCACUUGAUCUGAAAAGAAUUCUUAUAGAAAAACAGGGGAUUUUAUAUGAUGAAAAAGUACGGAAAAUAACUACUGCACACUGGGAUCUUAUGUAUCCGAAAACAGGGCUUCCAAAAUCCACAAAUUUUAGUUUGCAAUUGAUGACUCAGUUGAUGUGGAUUGCCCGCAAAGGGGACGAAACAUUAUCUCGAACAGAAUGGCGUGCAAUAGAAGAUCUUGAAAAAUAUGUAUAUAAAAUAGGACAAAGUGAAGGCUGUCUGGACUCUGUAAAAUUUGAGAAAUACUGGAAUGAAAUUGUAAAGAUUGUAGGUAUUAUUGGUGGACAAAAUUUUAAACGAAGUACAGCAUAUUUACACGCGACAAGAUAAAAAUUAGGGAAUGACAACAGUGUGUUAAUUACUUGUCUGAAGGAUUGUGUGUGGAUUGAAAGAGACCUUAUUUACAAGAUAUCUAUUGUAUUUUAUCAUCUAUAAAGACGUUAUUCCUUCUUUUGCGUAGAUAUGUUAUUUGUGAUGUAUAACGGCGUAAGUCCUGACUGAUCAUUUAAUUUUAAAAUUGUAUAUGAAUAUAGAUGAUAUUUCAUUUACAAACAUUGUGUGUGUAAUAAAAACAAACACUUAUAAAUUCGAUGUGUCCGGGAUCCGAAGCAGUGAAACUGGUUGUACAGUUAAUAUGUGAUGUGACGGUGUUUCGUAUAUAUUUUUUUUUCUAAAUUGAUACCCUUGCUGACAUUUGAUUUGUUAAUUUAUAUACUUGGCCAAUCUACUGAUUGUUAAACGUG
This is a messenger RNA of Mytilus californianus (California mussel), 2559 nucleotides long. RefSeq lists its product as uncharacterized. The coding region runs from base 116 to 2146 and encodes 676 amino acids. The transcript has 16 exons. The record is from RefSeq and is a predicted model, not a curated record. NCBI's taxonomy places the organism in Eukaryota, Metazoa, Mollusca, Bivalvia, Mytilida, Mytilidae.